AUGCCCAACAAGGAGUGCCUCACGUGUAAGCCGGGCGACGACACGCACCACCAGAGCGCCGUGGAGAGCACGGGCUGCGAGGAGAGCUACCUGCGCGUGGACGCCUGCAUGAAGCUCAACAACGGCCGCGUCUCGGCCUGCACCGAGGAGUGGGAGAAGUUCCGCCAGUGCCACGACCAGGGUAAGCCCGUGUCCAAGCGCGGCGGCGCCAGCCAGUGA
Messenger RNA from Phytophthora sojae, 219 nucleotides. RefSeq lists its product as hypothetical. The coding region runs from base 1 to 219 and encodes 72 amino acids. The transcript has 3 exons. Lineage: Eukaryota; Oomycota; Peronosporomycetes; Peronosporales; Peronosporaceae. The record is from RefSeq and is a predicted model, not a curated record.